Molecule: messenger RNA, 3070 nt
Organism: Plectropomus leopardus (leopard coralgrouper)
Lineage: Eukaryota; Metazoa; Chordata; Actinopteri; Perciformes; Serranidae
Source: RefSeq, a predicted model, not a curated record
ACUUCUAAAGAGAUAUUUUCCGACUUUAAAUCUACAGCAUUUUAGCAGGACUUGCUACUAUACAUUUUCCAUCAUCACAGCACAUCUACCAGUGUAUUUCUGGAAUUGGACUAUACAAGAGAAACUGCGCCGGGCUGAAGGAUCGUCCUAACAGAAGAGCAAAGGGAUCAAAUUGAAGGAUCUCAUGACAAGUUACAGCAGCGGAGGAUUGUUCAACCCUGGUUACCAUGACAGCGACACUCUGGAAAUUGAUAGGUCUGUCAGAACUCAGCACGCUAACCCCUAUGCCAGGGGUGAGAGGGUGGACACUCGUUACUCCACACCUGGUCAGAUCGGGGGUGAUGAUGCUGUGGGGAGAGUGCCCUGGGGGGGCUGGCGGGAGGAGAGCUGGAGGGAGAGAGAAAACAUCCCCAUGGGCCUCAUCUCAACGCGCCCUGGGAGUCCUUCCUGGCAGCAUGACCUCAAUCACAGUACGUUCCAAAUCCCACCUGACUCUCAGUACGAUCGAUCGCCUCCUGUCCGCCUGCCCUCUGUAACAUCAGGCAACAUGACAGUGAGAUGGAGGGGAAUGAGGAGGAUGAGCAUGUUUCCUAACGGUGAUGCUGCCCAUCUAGCCUUCACAGAGGACGCCAUCAGGAGCGAGAUGGAGAAUGAGGAACAGAACCUGGUUAAGGAGCUCGUCGCCAUGUCAACGCAAGACCGAAUUCGGACCAUUCGAGACCUUCCAAUGAGCUUUGACGAGAAGAAACAUAUCAGGAGCCAAGUGCUGGCAUUCAAGUCUUCCAAGAAAUCUCGCCAGUUCACAUGUUUUGCAGAUUGCUCUGAGAAUGUGUCACUGUCUUUCCGCAGGUGCGGCUACAGUAUGAGGUCAGCCAGGCAGACCCUGGAGCUUUGGCAAGGCAUCAUGAAAGAGAUUAGCGGCAAGUUUGGCACCAGCGUCCUCUCUUAUUUUGUCUUUCUCAAGUGGCUGCUCAUGUUCAACAUUUUCUCCUUCCUGGUCAACUUUGGUUUUAUCACCAUCCCGCUGCUUGUUUACGACCCCUCACCCAACAUACCUGUGAAUGUGAGCUUCAGAGGGUUGGAGAUACUGACUGGAGCUGGUUACUUCACCUACACUGUCAUGUACUACGGUGGCUACAGCAAUGAAACCCUGGUGGGUCUGGUGGAGUACAACAUGCAGUUAGCCUAUUUCUUCACCAUUGCAGUCUACAUGGUUCUUUGUGGAAUUGCACUUAUCCUCAGCAUGGCCAGCUCAUUCAAGAAAAACUACGUACUAGCAGACCCAAUUUCAAACAGUGCGUGGCAGCUUCUAUGCAGCUGGGAUUUUAAUAUUACCAAUGAGAGAGCAGUGAGACAACGCAAGAACAAUCUACGUGUCCAACUCAAGGAGUCUCUGUCGGAGAAGGCCCAGGGGGAGCUGCUAACUCUCUCUGAAAAGCUGAAGCACUUUGGGGUUUAUCUUGGGUCCUGGUUCCUCUCCACUGGUUUGGCUGUUGGCUGUGGAGCUAGCAUCUAUUAUCUCUGCCAAUAUGAACAGCAGCGGACAACAGACGCUGCAAACUGGUCUCUGCUUCAGGAGGCAGAGACUCUGCUAGUUCCCUUUGUGGUGUCUCUGAUGAACCUGGUUGUCCCGCUCUUCUACUCCCUCUUCAACAAGUUUGAGCCGUACUCCAGCCAGCGCAGACAGAUCUACGCUCUGGUGAUCAGGAAUGUGUUUCUCAAGAUGUCCAUUUUGGCAGUCUUGUGUUACUACUGGAUGAACGUGGUGGCCACGAAGUUUUCAUGUUGGGAGGCCAUCGUUGGACAGGCUUUGUACCGUCUGGUCAUUUUUGAUUUCUUCUUCCUGAUGUUGGGAUCCUUCUUUGGAGAGUUUCUUAGCAAUGUGAUUGGGACGAGAUUUCUACCGCGUCUGGGAGUUCCAGAGUUUGACGUAGCCAGAAAUGUCCUUGAACUCAUCUAUGCACAGACUCUGGCCUGGAUUGGAAUCUACUUCUCCCCUCUGCUUCCUGCCAUCCAGAUCCUCAAAUUUUUCAUUUUGUUUUACUUGAAGAAGGUCAGCCUGACCCAGAACUGCCAGCCUCCGCGGCGGUCAGGCAGAGCAGCUCAGAUGCAAACCAUCUUCAUCUUCCUCCUCUUCUUUCCUUUCUUUGUGGGAGCCCUGUCCAUGGUUGCAUACACUGCCUGGAGACUGACUCCCUCAGAGACUUGCGGCCCUUUUCGGGGACUCAACAACACCUUCAGUGUGGUCGGGGUGUGGAUGGAUGAUCUGAAGGAGAUUCCUGGUUCUCAGUGGGUCGUCUGGAUCUAUCAAAAUGUCAUCAGAAGUGAAAUCUUCUACUUUCUUCUCACACUCAUCAUCAUGGUUAUCAUAUACAUCUUCUGGAAAGUCACUCAAGGCCGCAAGCAGCUUAUUGGUCUACUGAGACAACAGAUUGUUAAUGAAGGGAAAGACAAGUCCUUCUUGUUGGAAAAGCUACAAAACCUCCAGAAAUCUCAGCCUGAUAAAAAAUCCAAACAGAAGAAGCAAAAAAAGCACACCAAACGGCGCUCAGAUGACAACUCCUCUAGCGGUCAGUCCAGCUCAAACGCCAUGGUUCAGGCUUUACUCGCUCGCCAGCAGCUUGAAGAGGAGGAGAGACGCAGCUCUGGAGGUGUUCCCGUUCCCUCUGAGAUCUCCACCUCCAGAGCUGUGAUUCAGGCCAUGUGGGACCAGGAUGAAGAUAAAUAUUCCCCCAGCGCCUUAAUGCAAGCCAGGCAGCGGGCCGAGGGUCAAGAGAGAGAUGAAUACUACAGCACGGGUUUUUCUGAAAACUCUCUCAGCGCAUCCAGUGCUGUCACACAGGCGAUGCAAGCCAGACAAAGAGCAGAGGACAGAGCAGAUGACCCAUCGUCUUCUGUGUCAAGUGUUAUGAUGCAAGUGAUGCAAGCCAGGCAGAGAGCAGAGGCAGAGGACAGGACUCAGUGGAGCCCAGAUCCUCCACAAAGCCAAGCUCCUGCAGGCUCCAGCGCUCUCAUACAGGCCAUGUUGGCCCGGCAGCAGGCCCAGAACGAGUACGAUGACGGUUACUGA